AUGGGCGCUUCGCCUAUCCCCGUUAUGGACAGCGGCUUUGUUGAUACUGUAGCUAGAUGGAGGGAGUUAGCUAAGUCGGUUGUGAUGAAGGUGCGCUCACUGCCGUUGUCAAAUAGGACCGAUACUGUUUGGCUGUACUUGGUUCUCCGAUUGACGACUUCGAUCGCUGUGCACAUUAACAAGACUGUGUUCUCCGAUUGGUUAGAGUCGUUUUGCAUAGCAGUGAUUGCUUGGAUUGUUACGUUGUCACUUCUGCUUGAUUGGGGUGCGCUGAUAGUUGCUUGGACUGUUGAGUUUCCAGCUGCUUUUCUUCUGUCUCUGCACAUUGCGGAGUUGUGGGAGUCCCUUUUGCAAUGGUAA
Molecule: messenger RNA, 360 nt
Organism: Anisakis simplex (herring worm)
Lineage: Eukaryota; Metazoa; Nematoda; Chromadorea; Rhabditida; Anisakidae
Source: the annotation of a GenBank genome assembly